This is a messenger RNA of Diaporthe batatas, 1290 nucleotides long. Its product is annotated as 25S rRNA (uracil2843-N3)-methyltransferase. Bases 1 to 1290 code for a protein of 429 amino acids. The transcript has a single exon. NCBI's taxonomy places the organism in Eukaryota, Fungi, Ascomycota, Sordariomycetes, Diaporthales, Diaporthaceae. The record is from RefSeq and is a predicted model, not a curated record.
AUGGGGAAAUACGACCGCAAGGAAAAGUCGCAGCCGAAACAUGGCAAGCCCACGAGCAGCGGCGCGUCAAAGGCGCCACCACCGCUGACCCGCGGCUAUCCAGGCUGGAGCGGGCCUACUUACAUCCACAAGAAGAAGAAGAAGCCGCAGCAGCCACCUUCGACGGCCUCGGGGCCGGCGGAGCCCCCGAGGCUGGAGCACGUCCUCCCGGUCGACCUGGAGCAGCUCAUGAUCAAUGUUUUCCGCACCACCUUCCCCGCGUGCAACGACUUCGAGGCGCUGAAGCCGACGCUGCAGGAGAUCAAGGACGCGCUGUUCCGGAGGGACUUUGACAUGGCCUUUGGCAAAGACGAAUUCCUGGAGGCGUACGCGAUCCGGUGGAGUCCCAGCCGGGCGCUGGGGUACGCGCAGCUGAUGGCCUGGAUCUGUGAGGAGAGGGCCGAGGAUGAGUGCAUCCAGCGGCUGCUUGGUGGCGACGGUGAUGAGGACGAGCAGAUGCCAGCCAAGGUGGUUUGCUUUGGAGGUGGCGCGGCUGAGAUCAUGGCUUUUGCCGGUCUGUUACGACAUCUACGGCCGGCGGACGCCGCCGGGAUACCAAACCCACCGUCAGAGGACGUUGCGAAGGACCUACAAGCCUUGUCGAUAUCAGAUACUGGCUCUUCGCCAACAGUCCUUGACCUUCACCUUAUCGACACGGCGGACUGGUCCUCAGUGCUCUCGAAACUACAAGAGUGCCUCGAGACCCCUCCGACUCUUUCCAAAUAUGCCAGCGUGGCAGCACGGGCCGCAAAUGCCUCAUUCCUCUCGCCCGGGUCUGUCAACCACACCUUCACACGCUGCGACGCACUGGGCCUCAGCACAGAAGACCUCCGGGCGGCCAUUGGCCCGGAUCCCGCACUCCUCACACUCCUCUUCACCCUGAACGAGCUGUACACAGCCUCGAUGCCACAAACGACAUCCUUCCUGCUCAGGGUAACAGAAGCUGCCCCAAAGGGGAGCUUGCUGCUUGUGGUAGACAGUCCUGGGUCUUACUCUGAGACCGCUGUUGGCAGUGCCAAGGAAGGAGAAGAGAAGAAGAAAUAUCCCAUGAGUUGGCUAAUGGACUAUGCGCUUGUGCCGAAACCAAAAAAGAAGGCCGCGGAUGAUAAAGGCGCGGAGGAGGAGCCGGCCCCUGCCUGGGAAAAGGUCAUUUCCGAGGACAGUCUGUGGUACCGGUUGGAAGAGGAUUUAGAGUACCCAGUCAGCCUGGAGAACAUGAGGUUCCAGGUUCAUGUGUUUAAGCGUGUAUGA